GUACCGCUUGAAGAUGACGGCCAGAGUAUCAGCCAGGGCUUUUGCAUCCACUGGCUCAGCUGCCUUCAUCUUCGCUUUCGCACGCCAAAGUCGCAGGCUGCAUCCCGCAAGAUCCAUGCACUCUUCCCGAGCGUCGCUUCCCAACGUAAAGACAGGUGAGGUGUUCAUCCAGGAUUUGUUCUCCGGCAGAAUAGGAACUGCCAGCGCCGAGCCGGAUGUGGAUUCUCAGAUUGUUUCCGUGGAGUGCUCUGUGAGCGCCGAGGGCCACGAAAUUCGCUGCAAAGACACCAAGAACAAGCAAUUCAUUUUCCAGGUGCCCUCCACGGGCCAAUCUCCAGCAGGAGGGCCGGUGAAGAAGGUCCGGGCAUCUCCUCAAAAGCAAAUCAGCCAUCUUACGUUCAAGGACUGGCAUUUGGAGAGCGUCAAGGUUUGUAGCCAGGACAUAAGCCUGCGGGAGUCGGCAACGAUUGUGGAUGGCCUGAAGUCGGAGGUUGAAGAGAAAUUUGCAGAAUUCAAAGCAGGAGUUGGCCAGCCAGAGGUUGCCUCUGGGCCAGAGGCAACUGAUGAAGCUCAGCUAAAGGACUUGCAGCAGCGCAUGGCCAAGGCCCAUCGCUGCCUCACGGAGGGCCUGCAGGAGCGAUCCGUGGAAGCAAAGUUGCUUCUACUUGCCUUCCUGGGAAGUGAGAAUGUCUUGUUCCUUGGCCCACCUGGCACAGCAAAGAGUCUCCUGGCCCGGCGCAUGGCCCGCGUUUGCGGCGGCCAGUACUUCGAACGCCUCUUGACCCGCUUCUCUGUUCCAGAAGAGGUGUUCGGCCCUUACUCGCUGAAGUCCUUGGAGAAGGACAAGCUCAAGCGCAACGUGAAAGGCUUCCUUCCCACGGCAGACGUAGCCUUCCUGGAUGAGGUAUUCAAGGCCAAUUCUGCGAUACUGAACUGCCUGCUAACUUUGCUAAACGAGCGGGUCUUCGACAACGGGGACCAGCGUAUCCAGGUGCCCCUCAAGUGCGUUGUCGCCGCCUCCAACGAACUCUUCGAAGGGGAAGAGCUAGCUGCAUUGCACGACCGCUUUCUCCUCAGGCACUUGGUCCCUCCCAUGACUCGCAAUGCAGCCGCGGCUUUCUUGCAGGAUCUGCUGGGAAGCAAGGGGCAUUCUGCUGCCUUUGAGGACUUCGAUGGGGAGGCCGGCAUUCUUACCGAGGAGCACAUCAAAACAGCCCAGAGAAUGGCUGCUGAGGUCUCCUUCCCAGAUGACCUGCAGGAGAUUCUCAUAGACCUCCGAGACCACAUGGCUGAAAAUGACUGCACAAUUUCCGACCGUAGGUUGGCGAAGGCCGCUUUGCUCAUUCGGCUGGCCGCAUGCACCGCCGGUGCGAAGACUGUGUCAGAGUCGGACCUUUUCCUCUUGCAGUACAUGUUCUGGGAGCAACACCAGGACCAGAUCGACGCCGUCAAGCGCUUCCUGACAGAGCGGAUAAAGGGCCGACGUACAGCAGGUUCAGCCGCAACCGACUUUGAUGCCAUGAGCCAUAUGCUGGUGAUGAUAAAGUUCAGGCUUGGUCCCACAAUGCACGUGGCCAACAGCAUUCAGUUCGCGCAAGCGGCAAAUGCAUUGAAGGCACUGGUACAGGCGAGCUGCGAUUGCUACAAGACGGAGACGACGUCGCAGCAACGCCGCGAUCUUGAGGUUGAUGAUGCCUCCACGAAGAAGGAUCAGGAGGACUUCCGGCACUUCUGGGUGGAUCAAGAGGGGCUGGAGGAGAAC
Messenger RNA from Symbiodinium pilosum, 1762 nucleotides. Lineage: Eukaryota; Dinophyceae; Suessiales; Symbiodiniaceae. The record is from the annotation of a GenBank genome assembly.